AUGUAUGUACUGAGGAUGGCUAAAAUAAAGGAGAAAUCAAAUGAAACUACUAGUAGUCAUUGCAUACCUCACAGACAUGAUCUAGCAAUGAAAAACAUUCCUCCUUGUCUAAAAAACGUAGUGGAUGAAGCCAUAAAAAUAGUCAACUUCAUCAAGUCACGUCCCCUGAAAUCUAGACUUUUUAAAAUCUUGUGUAACGACUUGGGAAGUAUUCAUAGUACGUUAAUUUUCCAUACAGAAAUCAGGUGGUUAUCUCGUGGUAAAGUAUUAACACGGUUAAUGGUAUUAAGGGCUGAAGUUUCUUCAUUUCUAAUGGACCACAACGUUACAUUAGCUGAAACUAUGAAUGACAUGACUUGGCUUUCUCAGCUAUCAUACGUAGCAGACAUUUUUAACAAAAUGAACGAAUUAAGUCUUUCCUUAGAUGGAAGAACUUUGACAAUUUUUGAUGCGAGCUCCAGAGUAUGUGCAUUGAAAAGAAAAAUUGAUUAUUGGUCAGAGUGCAUUUCUAAAAGAUAG
This is a messenger RNA of Macrosiphum euphorbiae (potato aphid), 519 nucleotides long. NCBI's taxonomy places the organism in Eukaryota, Metazoa, Arthropoda, Insecta, Hemiptera, Aphididae. The record is from the annotation of a GenBank genome assembly.